UCAGUUUCGCGGCGAGCCAGGUGUUUUGUUUCGGUGUUUCUCUCUGCAGCGGCACCAGCAGCAGCAGCGGGUGCUGUCAGCAUGUCUUUCGCGGAUCAGCAGUGGAGUCCCACCAGCGUCCAGGUAACGGUGCUCCAAGCCAGAGGCCUCCGCACAAAGGGGAAAAGCGGCACCAAUGACGCGUACGCGGUCAUGCAAGUGGGCAAGGAGAAGUACCAGACGUCGGUGGUGGAGAAAAGCGUGGCUCCGGUGUGGAAAGAGGAAGCCUCCUUUGACCUGCCACCGCUGCUGCUUCAGGGAGGAGGAGGAGGGAAGGACCGCAGCUCGCUGCUCGUCCAGGUCCUGCACCGCGCUCUGGUGGGACCUGACAAGCUGCUGGGUCAGGCUGUCAUCAACCUGCUGCAGCUCAGUGAGGACAAACCCAGCAACAAGACAGAAUGGUUUAAAUUGCUGGAUAAAACCGGUAAGCCGGACAAAGACCGCGGGGAGGUCCUUCUGGACAUCCAGUUCAUGAGAAACAACAUGACCGCCAGCAUGUUUGACCUCUCCGCGGCAGGGAAGUCCCGCUCCCGGCUGGGGAAGCUUAAAGACAAAGUCCGUGGAAAGAAAAAGGAGCUGGACUCCUCAUCAGGUGUGGUGGCUUCGCCUACUCAGGUUCUGACAGACAGCGAAGAAGAGGACGCUGGCGGAGGUGGAGAGGGAGGAAAGUCGAAGCAAAACAAAAGGAUGUCUUUGUUUUCUCCUAAAUCCAACCUGCAGAGGAAUUUGUCUCAGUCCAUGUCCGUCCUGCCUGCGAAGAACUCCUCACUGAGUGGGAGCCAAUCAUCAGGGCUGAACGUGGAUUCCUCUGAGGGCAAAAAGAAGUUCAAGUUCAAGAUACAUAAGCACUCCAGCAGCUCUGACAGCAAAGGUUCGUCCUCUGGCCAACAAAAACAGGAGCAGAGUAAUUUGUGCAUCAACGGCAGCCAUGUUUACUGCGAGGAGCCGCCGCCACGGACGUCUCGUGCCGGAUCCAGCUUCAGCCUGUCAAGUUCAGGACGUGGAUCAUCGGAGGAUGUCCCGGAAAACCCGUCUCCAUCUGUGGAUUCACUUGAAGCAGUGAGGGAGUAUUCACCCUGGAUGGAAGAAGAGGAGGAAGAGAAAGAGGAAGAUGAUGAAAAUAUUAAGGACUUAAGAAAAGAGGAAGAAGAAAAGGCCAAGUUGGAAAAGGACAGGAGAGAUGAGGAAGAGGAGGCCAUCAGGAAACAACAAAAGGAGCUGGAGAGAUUGGCUGAAGAAAAGCUGAGACGCGAAGAGAAAGAAAAGGUCAGGAAAGAGGAGGAAGAGCGACAAAAACUGGCAGAAGAACAAAGGAGACUAGAGGAACAAGAAAAGAGGCGCAGAGAGGAAGAAGAAAGAAUCAAGGAAGAGGAAAGAGCCAAAGAGAGGAGGAGGCAGGAAGAGGAGCUUAAAUUAGCUGAAGAAAAAAGGAGACUGAAGGAUGAAGAAGAGAAAGUCAGAAGGGAACAAGAGAGAGCUGAAGAGGAGAGGAGGAAAAUGGAGCAAGAAGAAAAGAAGCGGAGGGAGGAAGAAGAAGAGAUGCUAAGGAAGGAAAAGAUGAGAAUAGAGGAAGAAGAGAAAAUUCGUCGAGAACAGGAGGAAGCUAGGCUAAUGGCAGAAAAGAGAAGAGAGGAAGAAAGGAUUGAGGCUGAAGAGAAGUUCAGAAAAGAGGAAGAGGAAAGGAUUAAGAUGGAAGAAGAGAUGAGAAGGAAAGAACAUGAAGAAAAGUUAGCAAAGAGGAAAGAACUGGAGGAACAGGAAAGGAGAGCAAGAGAAGAGCAAGAAAAGAUGCAAAGGGAGGAAGAGGAGAGGCGCAAACGAGAGGAGGAAGAAGAGAAGUUGACUAAAGAAAAGCUGAGACUGGAGGAAAUGGAAAAAAGAAAGGCUGAAGAAGAGCGAGCAAUAAGAGAGGAAGAAAAACGGAUCCAGAAAGAGAAAAUGAAAAGAGAGGAGGAAGAGAGGAAGAAAAAAGAGGAGGAAGAGGAGUGUAAAAGAAGGCAAGAAGAACUGGAGAAGCUAGCUAAAGAAAAGCUGAGAAAAGAGGAAGAGGAGAGAAGAAAGGCUGAAGAAGAGCGAGCAAGAAGGGAGGAGGAGGAGGAGAAGAGGAAACAAGAGGAAGAAAAGAAGUUGGCUGAAGAAAAGCUGAGAAAAGAGGAAGAGGAGAGAAAAAAGGCUGAAGAAGAGCGAGCAAAAAGAGAGAAAGAAGAACAGAUCCAGAAAGAGAAAAUAAGAGAGAAAGAGAAAGCAGAGAAACAAAGGUUGGAAGACGAAAUGAGAGAAGCAAAAAGAAAAGAAGAAAGAAUGAAAGAAGAGCAAGCAAAAAUGCAAAAGGAGGAGGAAAAAAUAAAAAGAGCAGCAGAAGAGAGAAUAAAAGCAGAGAAACAAAGAGAAGAGGAGCUAGAAAAAAUUAGGCUUGAAGAGGAGAAAAUAAGGAGGGAAGAGGAAAUGAGGAAGCAGGAAAUGUUGGCAAAAGAAAAGAAGGAAAACAAAAUAAAAGAAGAGAAAAGUGUUGAAACAAAAAUCAAACUGAGAGUUCCUGUAGAAAUCAUUUCCACUAAUCCUUUUGAUGAAAACUUCACUUCACCUGAGGAAGCAACCAAAACGCCUAAAGCAAAAUCUGAUGAUGAAAGAUGUCAGUCAGCUGCGUCAUCAGUGGAAAGCGUGGCAGCUUCCCCCAGCGAAAAGGACACAACUAACAUUCAGCGGGAAAAAAGAGUGGCUCCUCAGCCUCCGGGAAGGAAUCAGUUGGAGAGAGAGAAACGGAAGGAGGAGGAGACGUCGACACAACAUCUGCCACAAAUUAACAAGCAGAGUAAAGAUAAAGAUGUCAAAACUGUCAGCGUGGCUCCCCAGCGCUCGGUGCAGAAGAUCGCUCCUCUAAGCAGGUCUUCCAAAGAUUUGAGAAACACCCAGAGCACGACGGAACAUAAUUCUGCCAAAGAAGCGGCGGGUAAACACAAUAAACGUCCUGCUCCUUCCAUACCGUGCACUGAUGAAGACGAGCUUGACAGAGGUGUGGUGGAGAUUAAAGAUGGCGCCGUUUAUGGUUUUAACCCGUUUGAAGAUGAGGAUGAGGAGGAAAAUGAUGAUGCAACAACCUUUGUUAAAACUAAUCCAGUAGUUUGGCCUCCUGUCAAAUCACAAGCUGCUGACAAAGAUUCUGCUAAAGUCAAAUCCUCAAAAAUAGCUCGAGCUCCCCUACCUCCUGAUCCAAAUGACACUCCUUCAAGCUCCAUUGUCAGUCGAAACCAUGACGAAACUGAUGUUUUAGAUGACAGUGGAGCAACUGCUCCAAACAAGACAUGCAACACACAACAAGAGGUCAAAAGUCACAUACAGGUCCAAGAGAAUCCAAACAUAGAGUCCAAGAAGAUUAUCAUGGCUGGUGCAAGAGAGGAGGGACCACCUGCAAUUUCACGCAGACUUCAGCCUGUAAAACCCCUUAAUCCUCUGGAGCAGCAAUCUGACUCGGUUGGUAAAGUUGGAAAUGAUAACAAAGCCACAGAAUUGGACUGUAAUGGAGUUCAGCACAAAACAAACGUUGGCACAGGGAGAACAGGGCCGUACUCCCAGCUGACUCGAGAGGAACUGAUCGCUCUGUUGUUGAAACAGGAGAGCCAGCUCUCUGAGAGAGAUAAAAAGAUAUCAGAGCUGGAGCAGUACAUUGACAAUUUACUGGUGCGAGUCAUUGAAGAGAAUCCAUGUAUCCUCAUGUCCAUGAGCUCUUUAAAGAAGUCUGCCUAAGUGGAUUUAUAGAUGACAAUCUGAGUCGGAUCAGAUCCAUGUGAUCUGACUUUAUUCAUUUCAUGACUACAUGAAAAACCUGCCUUCCAAAGAUGUUCAUCACUGAAUGCUGGCUCUUUUGUAGCAGGGUAAACCUUAAGAUUAACAUAUCGACAAGAGAAAUUAAAAAGUGUUCAUAUAUGUUCAUUGUUUUCAUGUAGAGCAUAAAGUUCAAACUUAAGACUUGCUAUGCUGUCUGGUUAAAUAAAUACAAAAAAAAAGAAAAAUCCCCCCUUGCCUGGUCAAAAAGAGCCUUAUAUGUAAUGCUAUGUGCUGUAAUUUGAUUAUUUUUUUUCUAUUUUUUUCUUUACAUUUUGAAAACCAAGAGCACUUUAUCUUUUAAUGUUAAACACUGAAAAAUAUACACUGUUUGGAACUGGCUGAGGUGUUUUUGUAUAUUUGCAAAAUAAAAUUAAAAAUGUAUAACUA
Molecule: messenger RNA, 4251 nt
Organism: Poeciliopsis prolifica (blackstripe livebearer)
Lineage: Eukaryota; Metazoa; Chordata; Actinopteri; Cyprinodontiformes; Poeciliidae
Gene: rab11fip1b
Product: RAB11 family interacting protein 1 (class I) b
Exons: 6
Coding region: 82-3783 (1233 amino acids)
Biological process (GO): regulated exocytosis
Cellular component (GO): intracellular membrane-bounded organelle
Molecular function (GO): small GTPase binding
Source: RefSeq, a predicted model, not a curated record